Melopsittacus undulatus (budgerigar) is the source of this 919-nucleotide messenger RNA. It is a transcript of the gene SHD, whose product is annotated as Src homology 2 domain containing transforming protein D. Lineage: Eukaryota; Metazoa; Chordata; Aves; Psittaciformes; Psittaculidae. The record is from RefSeq and is a predicted model, not a curated record. Bases 1 to 882 code for a protein of 293 amino acids. Gene Ontology annotation, molecular function: phosphotyrosine residue binding. The transcript is spliced from 6 exons.
AUGGCCAAGUGGCUGCGGGAGUACCUGGGGCGGGGGGCGCGGCGCUCCCCCCCCCGCCCGCCCCAACCCGACUACAGCGGCCCCGGCCCCGCGUCCUCCCCUCGGCACCGGCUCGUGCGGGUGGCGGCCGCGGGGCCCCCCCGCGGCACGGAGCAGGGACCCGGCGAGAGCGAAUACUCGGAGCCGUGCGAGGGGGAGCAGGAACCGGCGCCCGAGGGCGGCUGCGAGGACCCCGCGGAGGCCGCAGGAAGCCGUCGGGGGCGGCCGCGCCGGGGCCCGCAGCUCUACGACACCCCCAGUGAGGAGUGGGAGGCGGCCGGGGACGGCCCCGGUGCCGGUGGGAGCCGCCGGAGCCGCCUGCCCCGCGACGACGAGCGCCCGGCCGAUGAGUACGACCAGCCCUGGGAGUGGAAGAAGGAUCACAUCUCUCGGGCGUUCGCAGUGCAGUUUGAGAGCCCCGAGCGCUCCCCCAGCCUGUCCCGGCAGCUGCCGCGACCCCCCCGAGCCCCCCCGGGCACCGGCUGCCCCCCCAGCCCCCGGCACGUGGACACCUCGCUCCCACUGGAGAAGCAAGUGUGGUACCACGGCCCCAUUGGGCGGGCGGGCGCUGAGACACUGCUGGCACUGUGCCGGGAGGGCAGCUUCCUGGUGCGGGACUGUGAGACCAGCCCUGAGGACUACUCCCUGUCCCUGAGGAGCAGCCAUGGCUUCGUGCACGUGAAGCUGACGCGGACACGGGAGCACCAGUUCACACUGGGCCGCGCCGGUGCCGCCUUCCCCUCGGUGCCCGCGGCCGUGCGGCACUACACAGCGCGUGCCCUGCCCGUGCGCGGCGCCCGCCACCUCUCCCUGCUCUACCCGGUGGCAGUGCAGCCCCUGUGAGCAGCAGGGACCCCCUGACCCCAACCACCCCAUUAAA